UAGAGGUAGAGAAAAUGGAUACAACGAAUUCAACCAAAUUGAAUUUGAAGAAGAGGAGGAGAGAAUCAACUGGACCCAAUGAGGCAACAGAAGAAGAUGGGGUUCUUGCCAAAAUGCCUGGCUGCUUUGGCUUAAAGGAGCCAGCCCCAUUUUCAGAUGAAGUUGAAAUUGACUUCAGUAAGCCGUAUAUCAGAGUAACUUUGGAGGAGGCCAGAAGAGGGACUCCUUAUGAUCGACCUGUAAGGGUUUAUGCUGAUGGCAUAUUUGAUUUAUUUCACUCUGGUCAUGCCCGGGCCCUGAUGCAAGCAAAGAAUCUAUUCCCUAACACGUACCUUAUCGUGGGAGUUUGCAGUGAUGAACUGACACAUAAUUUCAAGGGCUUCACAGUGAUGAACGAAAACGAACGCUAUGAUGCAGUUCAACACUGCCGCUAUGUGGAUGAAGUGGUGAGAAAUGCUCCUUGGACAUUAACACCUGAAUUCUUGGCAGAGCAUCGGAUUGAUUUUGUAGCCCAUGAUGACAUCCCAUAUUCUUCUGCUGGGAGUGAUGAUGUUUACAAACAUAUCAAAGAAGCAGGCAUGUUCGCGCCAACACAGAGGACAGAGGGUAUAUCCACAUCAGACAUCAUCACCCGUAUCGUUCGGGACUAUGACGUAUAUGCAAGACGGAACCUGCAGCGUGGAUACACUGCCAAGGAACUCAAUGUCAGCUUCAUCAAUGAGAAGAAAUAUAAUUUACAGGAACGUGUAGACAAAGUAAAGAAGAAAGUAAAAGAUGUAGAGGAGAAGUCAAAAGAAUUUGUGCAGAAGGUGGAAGAGAAAAGCACUGACCUCAUUCAGAAGUGGGAGGAGAAAUCUCGAGAAUUCCUUGGAAACUUCCUGGAGAUGUUUGGUCCAGAAGGAGCAGUGAAACACAUGCUGAAGGAAGGAAAAGGCCGAAUGCUUCAAGCCAUCAGUCCCAAGCAGAGCCCAAGCAACAGCCCCACUCGUGAACGCUCCCCUUCUCCCUCUUUUCGAUGGCCCUUCUCUGGCAAGACUUCUCCACCAUCCUCCCCAUCGAACCUCUCACCUUCUUUUAGGAAGUGAGUUAAGGAUUUGCAGAUACUCACCUUGGGACCUGAUUUUAGAGGAAAAGGGGGGUGAAAAAUUGGAACAAGAGGUUUGGCAAUUGUUAAUGAUGUAAAGUUACC
Molecule: messenger RNA, 1189 nt
Organism: Sarcophilus harrisii (Tasmanian devil)
Lineage: Eukaryota; Metazoa; Chordata; Mammalia; Dasyuromorphia; Dasyuridae
Gene: PCYT1A
Product: phosphate cytidylyltransferase 1, choline, alpha
Exons: 1
Coding region: 15-1085 (356 amino acids)
Biological process (GO): CDP-choline pathway
Cellular component (GO): endoplasmic reticulum
Molecular function (GO): phosphatidylcholine binding; choline-phosphate cytidylyltransferase activity
Source: RefSeq, a predicted model, not a curated record